AUGGAAUGGGCGGUUUUUUCCAUUACUGAUGUAGACAUGGUCGAUACAUCACAUCAACCUGAACAUGUAUGUGAAGAUGAAGAGUUAUCUUUCGGCUAUACUCCAUUACCUACAAGACAGCAACCCGAAGAGUUAGGCAGGGGAAAACACGUGAAAAAGAGUAAAAUGUGUGGAACUGGCGGUCAUUUACGUAGACAAAAAUGA
Molecule: messenger RNA, 204 nt
Organism: Lathyrus sativus (Indian pea)
Lineage: Eukaryota; Viridiplantae; Streptophyta; Magnoliopsida; Fabales; Fabaceae
Source: the annotation of a GenBank genome assembly